Solenopsis invicta (red fire ant) is the source of this 5083-nucleotide messenger RNA. RefSeq lists its product as uncharacterized. The coding region runs from base 259 to 4071 and encodes 1270 amino acids. Lineage: Eukaryota; Metazoa; Arthropoda; Insecta; Hymenoptera; Formicidae. The record is from RefSeq and is a predicted model, not a curated record. The transcript is spliced from 6 exons.
AGAAAGGCGCAUCAUCCAUUCACCCAUUUCAUGGUCCGGUCCUUUUUUAGUCGUUUCUAUUCGUCUAUUCUACUCAUGCAUACACGCAUACACGUAGCAGAACAUACGGUUCGCACCGUGGCCGUGAGAAAAUUGUCUUGUCGUUUCUCGUAAACGAUCGGAUAGUAACGCACGCAAUCUCGCCGAACGGACGACGACAACGAACGACCAUUAGAGAUUUUACGCUGGUGAACGUGCAUCCGCAAUUACGGCCGUACCAUGCAGAAUUUUGAUGAUCUUGAUAUAGAGGGGCGUAAUCCUUCUCACUUAUCAGAAGAGGAUAAGGAAAAGGAAGAAUAUGAUCGGAAACGUAUAAUGCGAUGCAGCGUUACCGCCGAAGAUGGCGCACUGAGACCCGUCUACUCUGAGACUGAAGAUGGUGAUAUAUGGUGUCAUAUCUGUAACGUUGCCUUAUUCGGGGCCCAUAAAUUGAUAAGUCAUAAUUUGUGUAAUCGUCACAAAAUGAAACUGGACGAGUGGCCAUAUCCGGUUAUGCUGUGGUCCAAACGGCCGGAUAUGGCCAAGAUGGUCGUGCCAGUGCAGUCUACCACUAUCAGCGAUACUCUGGCACCUGGCGAGCCAGUACCACCUGGUAUGGAGGAUCAGAUAACGCGGACCACUUCGAUACAGAUGAGCUUAGAUCGUCAUCAGAGCUCGCCACUCGUCGGUCUCGAGUACCUACUGGAGUUGGUGGACAACGACUCCUGCGAACCGAGUUACACGUGUGUUUUGUGCGACAAGCGUGGCGAUCCGCGCACAGUAAUGGCGCACAUUACCAGUUACAAUCAUCGAAUCACGUACUUGAAUAGACACUUUCCAACAAUAUCGCGAGCAAUUACGGAGUUACCGCGCACCCCCAACUAUAAACGCGGGGCCAAUGAAAUAUCGGUGUUAGUGGCGAAGAAAAUCGAAGAAAAGUUUGGAAGAAUGAAGCCGCAAUUGGCAGAUAAAGCUCAGUUUGAAAAGAAUAAGAUGCAAUAUAUCAAGAGACUCUAUCAGGACGUUCAUUUUAGGGAAACGUCAGAGUGUACAUUUAUGGAAGUUUACGAUGUGAGAUGGGUCACAAAUUUUGAUGAAAAAAUGGCAGAAGUAAAUGGUAAUAAUGUCAGAAAAAAAGAUUCUCCUGAGAAAAAGAUUGAUGAUAAAAUUAAGAAAGAAGAGAAGAAACAGGAAAAGUCACCUAAAAAAUUAGAAUCUAAAGGAGAGGUCACAAAAUCGGGUUUCAAAAUGCGUAUAGUUAACAAGGACAAAAUGAACCUUCGUAAAACCUCACCGAAGCCCGAGGAGAAUACUAAAAAAUCACCAAAACGGCCCUCAGAUGACACCAAGUCACUUUCAUCACUUUCGAGUAUAUCUAGCAGUCCAUCGCCAUCCCGUUCGAGAUCUCGUUCACCGAAUCGAAAUAAAAAAAGAAAUUCCACCGAGAGAAGUACAGGAAGGUAUCGUAGCAAUUUGCGACACUCGCGCGAACGUAUCCGUGGUCGGUCGCGAUCACGAUCGCGGUCCUUACAGCCUCUUAGGGAACGUGACAAGUGGGAUAAAUACCGCGAGCAGAUUAGACGCGCCGAGGAAACGUUAGAUCGUGCUCUAAAGUUCCACGAGAAAAAUCCUGAAAAGCAUCCGUCUUAUCCAGACGAAUGGAAGAAAUUCUGGAACAGACGAUACAAGGAACUCCAGGCUGAAGGUAACGAUCCAAGCAAGCACGACUUCAAACCGGAGUGGAUUGAGUUUUGGAACAAGCGGAUGCGCGAGAUUCAUAAUGAGCAGCUUCAGCAACGGAAAGAAGAGAUUAGAAAGAGGUUGGAAUUACCUGAAGAUAAACCCCCGGAGAAGUGGAUUCCUCCACCAAGGCGAGACCGAGAGCGAGAACGAGAACGAGAGCGGGAACGAGAACGAGAACGGGAACGAGAACGAGAACGUUCUCCUGGGAAGCGCAGCAGACAUCGCAUAGAAAGCGACGAUGAAGUAGAGUACGUUGGUACGAAAGUGGCCAAGCCCGACUAUUAUAGCCACGAAGUCAGAGACCGAGAUUAUUCGUAUUCGUACUCGCGCGGAAGAGGAAAUACGUACAGUCAUAAUUAUCCAUCGCGUACUAGACCGAUAUAUUACGCAACACCGUACCCUGUAAAAGACAAAUCGCCCACUCCACCACCUGUCACUGAAGAGGUAUUGGCAGAAGAUCUUGAAGUGGUUGGUUUAUUGCGAUUACUAACGGCGCUUGAAGGUCAGUUAGGAUCCCUUGGUCCUAAAAUAGUAUCUCUUUUGUCAAAAGCUUUAGCGGCUGAGAAGGCAAAGCCAAAUUCCGCUGAAGAACUGCUAUACGAUGAGGAAGUGAGCGUUCUUUUCGAAACCGUUAAAGAAAAACUCAAGGGUCAACUAUUUGCUGGCAUGGUGGAAAAAAUGGCGAUUACGGCCACUAAAUCGGCUAUACAGAACAUUGCCAAGUUGUUGCACAGAGCUUCCGAGAGCAAGAAAAAAUUAGAAGAAGAAAAGAAAAAGAAAGAGCGAGAACUUUUAGUAACAUCUAAACCUAGUUACGUCAAUCGGACCACAUAUUCAAGAUCGAUAGAGAUAGCUGCACCGGUCAUUAAAUCUGAACCGGUGAGCGUACCAGGCGUCGGCACAGUUGAUAAAGUCGCUAUCGCUCAGCAGAUCGCUGCAGCCCUUGUCGCGCAAGGUAGAUCAAAUGUUUCGCAGGAAGAACUAGAGACUCUUAUCAAUGCUGUAGUUGGCAUGGCCGAGGCGUCGAAACACUCUGAUAAACCCGUCACUACUGCUGACUUUGUUAAAGGUCUAGCGGCAAAUUGUGGCACUGUUACUUCUCAGAAAACAGAGACCGCGAAAGUUGCCUCCACUGUCUCAGUCGAAUCUACUAAACCUCAGGCAUCAAACGACAAUUUAUCGGACUUUGAUUUAAAAUUAAAAUUGCAAAAAUUUAAAGAUUUAAGCACACAAGAGCAACACAGUCUUAUAAAUUCUCUGAAGAAACUUGAAGCGAGUGAUCCGACGCGAGUGGAGAGGUUGAGAGACUUUGUUAACCUCGGCAUGUCAGUACCGCUGACGUCAUCGUUAAAUACGAAAUCACCGACUCCGGAGAUGGAACCUUUGCCGUCUGUUGGCAAAAGUAGAAAGAGCAUUUCCCCAUUUUCUAUUCGUAAAGGGAAUCAGAAUCCACCGGAUGAUGAAGACAAAUGGAAACCUAAAUUGGACAUGUUUGCGAACGAUGAGAAUGACGAGCAACAAACGAAAAAAGAUAACGAUGACAAAAAUAAGACAAUAGAAUUAUCUGAUGAUGACGAUGAUUAUACAUUCGAAGAUAUCUACAAGGCAGCGAAUAAGAAUGUGAAUGAGAACGAAAAAGCGAAGAAGUCUCGUACCUUUUCCAAGUCGCCAACAUCAUGGUCUCGAUCGCGGUCACGGUCGCGAUCGAGAUCGCGAUCACGAUCAAGAUCGAGAUCGCGAUCACCAAUGUUGAGGCAAAAAGAACCUACAAAAACGAAUGAUCCGAACACGAUAUUGAAUGAAACUAAACGUUUGAUUGCAAACAUUAUGUGUGACCUGCCGAAUAAAUACGUUCCAAAAUCAUUAAGUCUAGGCGUUGAAAAACCCGAAGCUAUAACAGGUGCUAACGAGCCGGCGCCGCCUGGUGCAAUGCCCUUUUACAAUCAAAGUUUUCUUCAAAACAAUCAGCCACGGCCACAGGAACAGCCGCCAUCGUUGACCUAUCCUAACAUAUCGAAUCAACAUUUCUCGAAUUAUCAACCACAGCCGCAAAUGUUUUCAAAUAAUCCCAGCUACAUGGACAACGGUUACAGUUAUCAGGGCUAUAGCAAUCCAGUUAAUCAAGGUCAAUACGGCGGACCGCCAAAUCAGUAUCCUCAGCAAACUUACGGUUCUUACGGUGCACCACCUCAAGCCGCGCCUCAGCCGAAUUACGUUCAGCAACCCCCGUCACAGCAUCCGUCGCAGCACCCAUCGCAACAUCCGUCGCAGCAAUACGACCCUUAUAUGCAGCAACAGCGAUUUUAUUGAAUGAAAUGUUCUUUGCUUCAUCGAUUUCUUCAAUGAACGUUCACGUUGUGACGCGUCAGGUCUACAUUAGACUAUGAACUCGAGCGAAGUCUUGGAGCUCGUUCCGUUUCAAUUUCACAGACGUACAGAUGUGCCUGUACAAGUUCUGAACUCGUUUCCUGUUUCGCGCUUCAUGUUUUUAAUGAAUCAUCCUCAUAUUUUUAAUGAAUCAAAUGUUAUUUUGUAUUUAGAUAAUAAUAGCACUUUUGUUUUUGUCUACGCAGGUGCUUCCGUAAUGUUGAUUAGAAAAGUUAUACUUAUGAAAGCUGUACUUAUAAAGUGCUUGUUUCAAAUGCGUCCGAUCAUUCUUUCUAGGUGUGUAUUUUUAUUUAUUUGCACGAUUGAAACACAUGCCUUAUCCACAUUUCCACAUACAAAAAAUCAUGGAUAAAAAAAUCAUAGAUUGUUAUAUUGUCAUUUUUUAUGAGAGAGAUUCUUAUUUCGAUGUAUAAACAACUUACAAAAGUGCUUCAAUUGUAUGAUAGAUACAUAAUGUACGAAAUUUUCUUUUUUACCCGUGUAUAUCGAGCAUCUUUUUAAUCAUAAUUCGCAUUUAUUCUUUGCGUGAAUUUUUAUGUAUUUGCUGUGCGGGUGUGUGCAAGUGAAAGUCUUGUAAACUGUGUACGUUGAUCGAAUGUACGUCGCUUUUGAGCGAGUUGUACACGUACGAAGUGAACGUGUGCCAUUGUUACAUACAUCGUGUGACUUCGACCAAACGAAAGUAAGUAAAAUAAUAGAACUAAUCGCCAGAGCGUGUGCAUCGUCACAACAUAAUUUUACUAUUUGUAAUAUUUGAUAAGUAAUAAUCGUCACUACUUUUGUCGCACAGAAAUUGUGGAUAUUUAACAAAAAGCAGGUCGCAAUGAAUGUGUAAAAGGCGUUUUAAAAACUGCCAAAAUACUUUGGCGACAUUUGGAACAUUUAACAUUUACUAUGAUCAAAGUGUAAUUCUUCAAUAAAUGUAUCACAAGAA